Molecule: messenger RNA, 4212 nt
Organism: Bolinopsis microptera
Lineage: Eukaryota; Metazoa; Ctenophora; Tentaculata; Lobata; Bolinopsidae
Product: integrin alpha-8-like
Exons: 20
Coding region: 108-3332 (1074 amino acids)
Biological process (GO): cell adhesion mediated by integrin; cell-matrix adhesion; cell-cell adhesion
Cellular component (GO): external side of plasma membrane; integrin complex
Molecular function (GO): integrin binding
Source: RefSeq, a predicted model, not a curated record
CUAUGACGCAACAGUGAAACAAGCUCGGACGGAAAAAGGAUUAAUUCCAACAAUUCCUGACGAUAAUUGAGAUCGAUUAACACCAGAGAUCCGGAUCAGAUCAACAGAUGUAUUAUCAAAACUAUUUACUGCUAAUUUCCUUGCUAUUUAACGCUAUCUUCUCUUAUAAUAUUGAUGUUCAAUCCCCCUAUGUGGUAAAGGUCCAGGCCAACCAGGAGGGGUCAUUGUUUGGAUUCUCUACAGCUCUUCACAUAUACAACGGCGAAAAGUUCAUUUUAGUCGGUGCUCCACGAGCAAACUGGACGUCGGGUACUGGAGUAGGGCUUGACAGUCCAGGAGCUGUUUACAAAUGUCCCCUGGAUGACUCCAUUGCUAACCCUGAUUCUGAAGCUACGUGUACAGAACAGAUAACGCAUUUCACCAACGACAACGAGCGAAACGAAGCAAAAGAAGAUAAGGCAAAUCAAUGGCUGGGUGUAAACAUUCAGUCGACUGAUAACCACGUGACAGCAUGCGCGCACAGAUACGUGUCUCUGGAGGGAGGAGAUAAUAAAAGGAUGCCGAUAGGUAAGUGCACUGUGAUCGGACCCUCUCUUGAAGGAAAUGAUGGUGUUGAAAAGAAGACAUUGUUUCCUUGCAGAGAUAGCGCAGGCCUCAACCUCGACAGUGGCUCUUGCCAGGUUGGUUCAAGUCAAGUUCAGUACAAAGACGGUAGUAAGUCCUACCUGCUGUACGGAGCACCCGGUGUAGAUAUCUGGGAGGGAAGUGCUUAUCUAGCUGAGAGUCUGGACGAUGUUAAGUCAUCUAAAAAGAUUGACAAGAUGGAUCCAGGUCCGAGGGACUUUAAUCAAUAUAACGGAUACGCAGUAGCUAUUUGCAGGAUGAGUGGUGCUGACCAACCCCUCGACUUAAUUACCGCGGCUCCUCGUGCUAACAACUACCUUGGCAUACUGUACUUCUUCGUCAGUGACAACACCAACACAAACGAGAAGACUCUACUCAGGAACAGCAGAUUCAACGAACAACUCACAGGUGACCAGAUGGGGGCUUAUUAUGGCUACUCAAUGGCGUGUGGUGAUCUGGAUGGUGAUGGUAACGACGACCUGGUUGUCUCCGCACCUUGGUACUCAAUGGUAACCAACUCCAAGUCUUCCAUUGUCAGUGUGGGACGGGUUUACGUGUACUACGGGGAUCCCAACAAGGUUGUGGCUAAUGCCAACAAACCCACUAUUAUUGAGGCGCCCCACACCACCACUUCUGCGUUUGGACUGGGUUUAGCCCACAUUGGUGACAUCAACAAGGAUGGUUACCAGGACUUUGCUAUCGGAGCACCGUAUGAGAACGACUAUAAAGGUGCUGUUUACAUAUACCACGGCUCAAGAAACGGCAUCAAGAAAACUCCUGUCCAGGCCAUCUACCCAACUGAGCUAGGAAAUGGAUUAGGAGACAAUCUGCUGUCCUUUGGUUGGUCCAUAUCGGCUAACAAGGACAUGGACAGUAACGACUACCCUGAUAUGGCUAUUGGAAGCUACAUGUCUGAAAGAGUGGUGUAUCUCCGAUCUCUUCCAAUUGUUGAUCUAAAUAUCGAGAUAGUGAUCCCUUCGGACCCGGUGGAUCUAGAAGAUGAGACCAAGAACAUUCCUGGCUCUGCCCCAGUCCAGUCUUACCCUGGCACUACUCUCAAGAUCUGCUUCAGAACUUACAGACAAAGUGUUGGUAAAUACGAGAUAAACUACGAAGUAGAGCUCGACUACAAGCAAAGCUAUGCUCCACGUGCUUUCUUCCAGGAGAAUGCAGCCAGCAAAAUUGAGUUCAAGAAGAGUGACACAAAGUUGAUAGACAUCAACUCACCUGAGAUACAGUGUACACCCGAAUGGACAGUGUUCCUUAAGAAGAAAGAUCAGAUGUUCGACGCGCAGACUUACAUUGAGGUCAACAUGACAGCUAAUAUCAAGGAAUCAGACGAUAUCGCGGACAGAGCAGUGCUGAAGCAGGAGCAGGUGACAGCAGCCAAGGGACGGAUUGUUAUCAAGUCUAUCUGCACCUCCGACACAGGAAUAUGUCAGUGUGAUGUUAGUCUGAAGGAGCCCAGUGUUACUUAUCUACCCGCUGGUUACGAUAGUAUAGUGCUGGAUAACGUUAACCAGGUGAUAGUGAAGUAUGAAGUAGAGAACCUGGGACCAGAUAACGCUCAUGUUCCUACCCUGAUAUUAGAACUCCCACCGAAAGUUACCUUCAUCAGAAGGACGCCAGUAGAUGAUCAGACAGAGGCUGACGUUUCUCAGAUAGCCUGCUCAGAAAUAGAAGCUAAUGAUAAGAAUUACGUAAUGUGUUUCCUUCAAGAUCCCCUUAGGGUGGGCGAACCCUCAAAGUUCGGGAUCAAGCUCGAUACAAUGAGCUUAACUGAUGUUGAGGCUAUUAAGUUGACUGCCAAGGUGAACAUUGGCUCUCCUAGCGAGGAGAAAGAAGGUAAAAAAGGAAAUAACGAGCAAACAAUAACACUUGAUGUUGGAGAACAGGCUAAUCUGGAAAUCCGGGGCACCUCAGCAACUGACCAGAAUGCUAUCAGGCCAGACCUGGCUCUACUUGAAGACAAUGCCUUCCUCAGAAGCAUCAAACUCGAGGUUCGACAUACAGUGUCAGUACUGAUAAAGGAGAGCGAUAAGAAAGACGGGGAUGAAGAUGGAAUUACAAACAUUGUUGUCGAGGUCAGCUGGCCAAUGCGGGACCAUGAUGGCAAUUAUUUGCUUUAUCUUAGUGAGGUGUAUGUGAAAGAUAACCAGAUCAAGGAUAACUUCAUAGUCGACUCCAACGUUAUAGACCCUAAAUGUUUCUUCGACUACAACGAGGACUGUAAGAAGGCUCCAGAAUUCUCUGCUGUGUCGGAAGGGGAGAAAACAGAAGAGGAGAUGGAGCGAGCAGCAAAUGCAGCUGUUCUUAACACCAACUGUAGCAUUCCCGAUCCAGGGUGUGAGAAAUUCAACGUCACUAUCAACCUGCUCAAGGCAGGCAGUAUCAACAUGAAGGACCUUGAGUUUGAGAUGCGGUCCAUUAUUUGGCUCCCUAACGUUAUUAACCGCGGAGAUUUCAACGCGACGUCAACCGCACGAAUUGUCUCAGUCGGACAAAACCUCGUUAUUCCUCCUGGAUCAUCAGUUGAGAUGAGGACGAGGGUCUUUGAAGAAACUGAAGAGAAAAGAGACGUGUUAUGGAUCAUUAUUGGGUCCGUUAUCGGGGGAGUAGCAAUUCUCGCCAUUCUUAUUGUAGUUCUUUGGAAGGUCGGUUUCUUCAAGAGGAAGAUGCCACCCCGGGAUGGUAAUGGUGGAAUGUGAAACUGAGACUUAGUUAAUUUGAUAUUUUGUGAUACGAGUGUUUACUUUUAUUCAUUUGCAGUCAUUUCAAGCAGCAGUCUGUGAAAAUUGGUUACAAAUUUGGGAAUAUUAAGUUGCACAUUGUUUAAAUAUCGUUUAAAGUUUUGUCAUUCUUAAUAACUAUUGGAAGUAAGUGCCGUUGUGUUUAGGUGUAAAGUGUGGACACUUAUCUAAAUUUCAUAGUAUCAUUCCUUGUGAUGUCAAUAAUAGUCUAGAUUGUUCUAUCAUAUCUGGAGGUUGGGUGGCCCCUAAGUGCUGGCACUUUAAUUUUGAGGUUUCAUUUUUGGGAUGCAAUACAAUACAUACUUAACACGGUGCAUUGAAUUCUCAACAAAAAUAUCAUCGUAAUUUUGAAAUAUGAGUUACAGUGGGAAUCCUAGGGGUAUGGUGUUGGUAUCUCUGAUUUUAAAUUUUAAAUUUUAUGAGAAAAAGUGUGAUGAUGAUUCGUUAAAAUAACUUAGUAUAAUCGUUUUAGUGCCAUUUAAUUUAGGUUUAAACGGGUUAGGACAAAUUUGUAGUUAAUAAACCAAAUGUUUUAAAAUACGUCGAGUUGUCGAAUGUAGUUGAUUUGAUAUUUGCAUUCAGGCUUCACAGACCAUAUUUCAUCUUUGCAGCUUUUUCAUUACUUUCUACCUUUUCGAUACUAGAAUUUUAAGAAAUUAUAAAGAAACUAAGGAACUUGAAUGCUGAAACGGAAUGAUUCAUUUUUUCGUAUUUUUGAAUCUUCAGAAGAGCCUUAAUGAUAACUAGAAAUUUAUAUUAUAUUGAUGAAGAAUAAUAUGUUCUUUUUAGACUUAUUUAAAUGUUUUUAUCAGAAAUUUAUUUUUAUCGAUAACUUAUU